Polistes dominula (European paper wasp) is the source of this 2687-nucleotide messenger RNA. RefSeq names its product tubulin folding cofactor E like protein mlt (gene mlt). The record is from RefSeq and is a predicted model, not a curated record. Lineage: Eukaryota; Metazoa; Arthropoda; Insecta; Hymenoptera; Vespidae.
UCGUUCUCCUCAACACGAAUGAGGGAUACGAAGACCUGGUUGGCAUCGACUGUAGACUUUUACCACCUCCACUGGAUAAAACAUCACUACCUCCCACUAGGGAAGCUUUAUUCCGACCAACCAUUUCCAUCAUCAGCAAGUACUGCCACCACCUCCUCUAUCCCAACGCUCAGAACGGCUCAGCUGUUUCUGUUUACCAAACAAAGAAGACCCAGCAGUUGAACGGUGGGUCGCGAACUUGCACGUUCGUGUUCCGUGUUUUAACGCAACACGUCAGAACGUCACCCAUUCUGAUUUUCCUGCUUUCUUGGUAGUUCAUGAUUGGGAUUAUUUACAAAGCACACUAAUCAUUUUAAGUGAUAGAAGUUGAUCUCAUGUGGAAAAUUAUUAAUUUAAUUUACUUUAUCUUAUUUUCUAUUUCUUUUUGUCUUAUUUUCGAAGUGAAUUAUAUCACACAUUCUUAAGACUCUGCUGCUGAUGCGUUCCCAUCGUGAAAUCAGUGGAGUAGUAGUAGAAGAAGAAGAAGAAGAAGAAGAAGAAGAGGAAGAGAAAGAAGAAAAAGUAGAAGAAGGUUAGAAGAUUUGUGAGGAUCUAAGUGCAAUAUAACCAAGAGGAAUAAGACACACAGCAAAUGUUGUAAGAAUGCCGUCGUUAUUGGAAGCCUUAGAGCUGAAGUACGGUAGCUCAACAACAGAAUGUUCGUUGACAGACGACGAAGGAGAAUCUGGUUCACCUAAAGCAGCACUUUCGGUCAGUAUAUUCAUUCCAAAAAAAUCACCACGUCACACGGUACCAGCAUUGCUGGUACUACAAGAUUGCGAUAUCGAAUGUGCCGGUAAUGACGAUGAAAAAUUACGUAACAAGUGUAAGAACGUUGAAGAAUUGGACUUAGCCCAAAACAAAUUGUCACAAUGGACCGAAGUAUUUGGUAUACUUCAACACAUGCCCAAAAUCAAGUUCGUUAAUUUAAGCUUCAAUUGUUUAGCCGAAGUAUUAGAAAUCAAGCAUGGUAAUUACGAUUUAUUGAGAAAUUUGGUGUUAAAUGGUACCAGAGUUUCAUGGUCCACGGUACAAGGAUUGAUACGUUUGUUACGUAAUCUAGAAGAAUUACAUUUGUCCUUGAACGAAUAUAAAACGGUUGAUUUGGAUUAUAGAAAAGUUGAUAACGUUAAUAGAUCGUUAAAAAAAUUACACUUCACUGGUAAUCCUGUAGAAGUUUGGAACGAGAUAUCAAAAUUGGGAUACGUUUUUCCAAAUUUGGAAAGUCUCGUAUUAGCCGAAUGUCCAAUAAGAUCACUGAGACUCGAAGAAAAUCGUAAUUUACUUACCAGUGAUCGUGAAGAUUUGUUAAGGAAAAAUGAUGAUCAUCCUUCGGAAAAUUGUAUUCAAGAUAAUGAAAAUAUGAAUAACGUUGACGAUGAAGAACUCAUGUCAUCGGUUGGUGAUACCGGUAAUAAUCAUAUUAUCACCGAAAACAAAGUCAGUUAUGAUAGAUCGGAAUCGGAAUCAGAAUCGAGUAACAAUAAAGUACCUUCACCACAUGAUCCAUUCAGAAUGCUUAGGUUUUUAAAUAUGAAUGGAACUUUACUUGGAACAUGGGAUGAAGUUGAACGACUGUCCAGAUUUCCAGCAUUGAAAUCUUUAAGAAUUCACAGCUGUCCAUUAUUCGAAAGUCCUCGAGAAUACACGGAACACGAAAGACGUCAAUUGUUAAUAGCAAGGCUUCCCAAUGUCGAAACAUUAAAUGGCGGUGGUGUGAUUUCGUCCCAAGAACGCGAGGACGCUGAAAGAGCCUUCAUUCGUUAUUACAUGGACAAACCGGAAGCUGACAGACCAGAAAGGUAUUCCGAGCUUGUGGCUAUUCAUGGGAAAUUGGAUCCCUUAGUACAUGUUGACCUAACACCAGAGAAGAGGGUCAAGGUGACGUUCACUUAUGGAGAUCUUGUUGAGGUACGAUCGGUAGAUGUAUAUAGAACGGUUUUCGAAUUAAAAACUAAACUGGAAUCUAUGGUGAAAAUUCCUGCUAAUAGGAUGAGACUCUUCUACGUUGAUCAAGUGAUGAAGGGGCAUCAUGGACCCGAAGAAAUGUUGUAUCCAAACAAACAACUAUAUCGAUACAACAUAAGCAAUGGUGACGAGAUAAUAAUUGAUAGUAAAUUGAAUAGAUGUGCAUCAGCACCAUCAAGUACGUCUUCCAUAAGAUCCUGAGAAAAAACAACUCAAGAUAUGGUAACUUCCUAAAAUGAUCGAUCAUUUUUCUUCGAUAAAAAUCGAUCUUCUUCGUCAAUCGAUAUGAAUCAAUGAACGAAACUAAACAAAAUGAUGAAUGAAAAUAAUAAACGUUUGUUUAUUUUUCCUGGACACGAAUAAUAAUAAUAAUAAUAAUAAUAAUAAUAAUCAUAAUAAUUGAGAAUCAAACAUCAAGAAACAUUCUUAUAUCAAUGAAUUCUCGAAUUUUACGAGAAAAUGAGAUUAAUCAUUUAAUGAUUUGAAACAAUUUGCAAUAUAUUAAAAAAAAAAAAAAAGAGAUUGUUAGUUGGUAAUUUGUAAACGAAAUUCGUCAUUUACCAAUUGGUGUAAAUCGUUUUUAAUGAAAAAUAGAUGAAAUAAUUAGAAAAUAAUGAUGAUGAUGAUGAUGAUGAUUGAAUGAUCAUUUUGAUAGAUGAAAUACGAUUUAAAAUGUAGAU